CUUCAAUUUCAUUUUUCGCAUGAAUAUGUAAGGUGUGUACGGACGCGCAUACUUUCAUUAAAAUUUAUUGCUCCAUAUAUGUGUCUAAUGUAGACCGUGUACAGGUGUAGGUUAGUGAAAAAUCUAGUCAAUGGCAUUCCUAUAAAUAGAUCCAAAGAUCCAGCCAUGAAUUGUUCAAAGUGUUUACUCAUUUUCUUGAAUGUUUUGUAUUUGUGUUCGUCAGUACUGAUUGUAACAGCUGGUAUCAUUGCUAAAAUAUUUGUCGGAAAUUAUGAUUUCCUAAGCGAAGGUAUUUCGAUAUUUUCCACACUAUGGAUUGCGGCGGGGUGUUGCCUGUUGGUGAUAUCCAUAUUUGGAAUAACCGUUUCGUUUGGUAGCAGUACGAUCCUUAUCAAUGGGUAUGCCAUUCUAUUGGCUGCAAUUGUGGUUCUACAAAUAUCAGCAGCCGUAGCAGGCUUUUCGGUCAGUGCAUGCAGAUCAAAGGAAAUUAUAUCCGAUACCAUGACAUCACUCAUUCAAUCAUACGAUCAUCAAAAUGACACCACCACAUCUAGGGAGACAAUUGAUUGGAUUCAGUCGAAGUUUCAUUGCUGCGGAAACAAGAGUCCCGAUGAUUGGACGGCGCUAAAACCAGCUGAAGACGGAAGUAAAAAUUAUCCAUUUUCGUGUUGUGUUCACGAAGUAGAUGGCGGUAAUGCUCAGUGUACGGAUCACUUCAAAAAUGGAUGUUUGAACGAUGUGCAUGGAAUUGUAUCCGACCAUGUCGCUAUGAUUAGUUUAAUCGCUUUGGUUGUAGCUGCCGUUCAGAUCAUCGGAAUCUUUGCAGCAUACUUGCGCAACAAAGCAAUCCGAAAUAGUCGGAAGCUUGAUGAUACUGACUACACGAAGCUGGACACCAAAGGUCAUAGUUUUUACUAGGUUAAAUUCGAUGGAUUGUGACAGGUCCAAGGAUUAGUGGCUAAGAUGUGUGAGAAAUUAGACGAAUAAAUUCUGAAGUAAAGAGAAUCAUCGUCGGAGUA
Molecule: messenger RNA, 1019 nt
Organism: Bradysia coprophila
Lineage: Eukaryota; Metazoa; Arthropoda; Insecta; Diptera; Sciaridae
Product: tetraspanin-6-like
Cellular component (GO): plasma membrane
Source: RefSeq, a predicted model, not a curated record